AUGAUAAGGAAAUAUACGAGAUCAUUUAGCGAAGAUAAAAUAAUUAGAUGUGACCAAUCUCUCUUGAAAGUUUGUGGUGUCUUACAUAAAUGGACUAAUUUUGUCUUUGGAUGGCAAAAGCGAUACUUCGAGCUAGAAAAUGGUAUUUUGAUGUACUACAAAUCUGAAGUUGAAAAGCGGUAUGGAAGUCGUGGGUCGGUCGCAUUAUGUAUCGCUCAUAUUGUACAGACUAUUCCACAGUUGCAGGAAAGUACUGUUGACUUUAAUAGAUUUGAUGUUCUAACGGAUGGUACUUCCUGGUAUUUGAAAGCUGAUAACAAAAGGACGCGUAGUUUAUGGUUGCGUGCGUUGAGAUACCAAAUAAGCAAGUACCGCCGAAUGGUUUCGACAAGUCAAGAAAAAAAUAACCCGCAACGUUCACUAUCAAUCUCAGGACAGCAAAUGGAUUUCUCUUUUCAGUCGAAAUUGCUGAAUAAAAUAGAUGAACUGAAACGUUACAACAAUAUGAUCAAGCAGCAAACAACACGAUUAGAAAACUUAAUAGGUUUAAUGCAGGAUAAUAAGGAAAACGCAUUGUCAACUUCACUUUUAGACGAAAGUUUAGCUUUGAAUGCCGUAACAUUUGCUGUAUUACAAAAUAUCAACACAUGUGUUUGUUUACUUACCAAGCAGACUAGAUUUAUAACCUCAAACAGAAGUUUAACUUUAUAUAUAAUCAAUAUCACACGGGGACUAUUCUUUUUUAUUAUUGAUUCUGGCGCUGGAUUGUAUUCUGGAAUUCUCGUUGCACUCGUCCUGCGCAUAGCUCUGCUGCUUCGUUUCAUCGAUUCCAUUGUGCUGAUCGAAUAA
Molecule: messenger RNA, 849 nt
Organism: Thelazia callipaeda (thelaziosis nematode)
Lineage: Eukaryota; Metazoa; Nematoda; Chromadorea; Rhabditida; Thelaziidae
Source: the annotation of a GenBank genome assembly